GGCAAAUAAAACAGCAUCUGGCCGGAGUAUUUAAAGUAGUGCUGCAUGCGGUGCUAGUGUUGGUGCAUUACCUUCUUGUCUGGCCUCAAGAUGUCACAGACGUGGACUCUGCUCUGUUUCCUCAUCGGCACAACAUAUGCUGCCGAGGUCUGUUUUAAUGAGCUGGGCUGCUUUGGUGACCUGCCUCCCUGGGGGGGCACUACUGAGAGACCAGUCACCGUCCUGCCAUGGGACCCCGAGGUCCUCGGCACCCGCUUCCUCCUCUUCACCCCGAGGAACCGCUACUACCAGGUCAUCAAGGCUGACAAAACCAUCGAGGCAUCAAACUACAGCGGCUUGAGGAAGACUCGAUUUGUCAUUCCUGGUUAUUUGAAAGAAGGAGAUGAGGACUGGCCACAGGAGAUGUGCAAGGUCAUGGUGAAGUGGGAGAAUGUGAACUGCGUUGCUAUGGAGUGGAAGAAAGGUGUGAAGACUCAGUAUGCCCAGGCUGCCAAUAACGCCAGGGUGCUGGCUGCCCAGGUGGCAUCCAUGAUCACAUUCCUCAUGGGCAACUUCAAGCAAACGGCUGAUAAGUUCCAUAUUAUCGGACACAGCCUUGGAGCUCACGCUGCCGGAGACAUCGGCAGCAGGGUCGCCGGCCUCGCACGCAUCACAGGACUCGACCCAUCUGAACCUUACUUCCAGGGCACCAGUGCCUCUGUCCGCCUGGACACCAGCGACGCCACCUUUGUGGAUGUCAUUCACACAGAUGGACUUCCUUUCAACUCCAAACUUGGUCUGGGGAUGUCGCAGCCUCUGGGCCACAUCGACUUCUACCCCAACGGAGGAGAACUGAUGCCCGGCUGCUCCGCCAACAGAGGCCGUCCCUCUGACCUGGAUGCCAUCUGGCAGGGUACCAAGAAGUUUGAUGCCUGCAACCACGUCCGAGCCUACGAGUACUACACCGAGAGCAUGGCUAAACCCCAAAGCUUUGUGGGAUACGCCUGCUCUGACAAGGACAGUUUUGCUGCCGGAAAGUGUUUCCCAUGUGUGGACAACAAAUGUCCUCUGAUGGGCUACGAUGCUGACAAGUUCACUUUGACUGACGGCAUUUCAAAGACAAAGUACUUCCUCAACACGGGCAGUUCAAAGCCCUUUGGCCGUUACAGCUACAGAGUGACUAUUACCCUGGAUGGUCCCAGCUGGUCUACCCAAGGCUUCAUUUAUGUGGCACUCGCUGGAAAAAAAGUCAGCACCAAGGAGCACCGGCUUCAUAGGGGGACACUAAUGCCUGGACGGACCUAUGAGCUGGUGCUUGACGCCGAGGUGGACGUGGGCGAUGUGACCGAGGUGAAGUUUCGGUGGAACAACUACAUCAUUAACCCCUUGAAACCCAAGUACGGUGCAUCCCAGGUGAUGCUGCAGAGGGGAAAAGACAACAAGAUCGUCUUAUUCUGCGGAGCAGUGAACGUGAAGGAGAAUGCGAUCCAGCAGGUGCUUCCAUGCCCAGUUUAAGCCCUGACCACCGUGUUACUCAGGGUCUUUCAAUAAAGAUUUUCUCUCAUUUGA
This is a messenger RNA of Sebastes umbrosus (honeycomb rockfish), 1548 nucleotides long. RefSeq names its product inactive pancreatic lipase-related protein 1-like. The record is from RefSeq and is a predicted model, not a curated record. NCBI's taxonomy places the organism in Eukaryota, Metazoa, Chordata, Actinopteri, Perciformes, Sebastidae. The coding region runs from base 91 to 1494 and encodes 467 amino acids. Gene Ontology annotation, biological process: lipid metabolic process. The transcript is spliced from 13 exons. Gene Ontology annotation, molecular function: triacylglycerol lipase activity; protein binding.